This is a messenger RNA of Solanum dulcamara, 4535 nucleotides long. Its product is annotated as putative pentatricopeptide repeat-containing protein At1g12700, mitochondrial. Lineage: Eukaryota; Viridiplantae; Streptophyta; Magnoliopsida; Solanales; Solanaceae. The transcript is spliced from 2 exons. Bases 64 to 1791 code for a protein of 575 amino acids. Gene Ontology annotation, molecular function: protein binding. The record is from RefSeq and is a predicted model, not a curated record.
CAUUAUGAAUAGGAAAAGGUUUGAUUAGGGCACAGCGCAAUUGUCUCUCUCUUUCUGCUGAAGAUGAGAAGAAUUUAUGGUCUCUCUUUCAUGGCUACUUCUCAUUCUGCUUCGGUCAGAGUUUAUACAAAUAAAUCCAAUUGUAAACUUGGGAAGGAAUUCAAGUGCUUAGAUGAUGCUGUUACUCUCUUCCAUCAAAUGGUUAGAAUGAAGCCUCUUCCUUCAGUUGUCGAUUUCUCUAAAUUGUUUAAGAAUAUGGUAAGUAUGAAGCAUUAUUCUGCUUCCCUUUCCCUUUUUCGAGAAAUGCAGAAAUUAGGUAUCCCAAUUAGUGAUUUCAUCUUGAAUAUCAUGACUAAUAGUUAUUGCCUGAUGCAUCGUGUUGAUUGUGCAUUUUCGAUGUUACCCAUUUACUUGAAGAAUGGCAUUCCGUUUAAUACCGUCACUUUUAACACUCUAAUAAGGGGAUUAUUUGCUGAAAAAAAGUUUAAAGAUGCAGUUGAAUUGUUCAAGAAGUUGGUGAGAGAGAAGAUUUGUGAGCCCGAUGAAGUCAUGUAUGCAACCGUCAUGAAUGGGCUUAGCAAAAGGGGCCACACUCAAAAAACAUUAAGUUUGCUCCGGUUAAUGGAACAAGGGAACACUAAGCCAGACGUAUAUAUCUACAACAUUGUCAUAGAUUCCCUUUGCAAAGAUGGAAACUUAGAUGGUGCUAUCACUCUUUUGAAUGAGAUGAAGCAGAGAGGCAUUCCUCCAAACAUAGUGACAUAUAGUUCAUUAAUUGAUGGUUUGUGUAAGCUUGGUCAGUGGAGAAAAGUUAAGAUAUUGUUCUCUGAGAUGGUGAACCACAAUAUUUAUCCAGGUGUGCGCAGCUUCAACAUACUAACAGAUGGACUAUGCAAAGAAGGAAAAGUCAAAGAUGCCGAGGAAAUAAUGAAACACAUGGUCGGAAAAGGUGUAGAGCCUAAUAUAAUCACCUACAAUGCGAUAAUGCAUGGGUAUUGUUUGCGAGGUCAACUAGAUAGAGCGAGGAUAAUUUUUGAUAGCUUGGUAGAUAAGGGCAUUGAGCCUAACAGUUUUAGCUAUAACAUACUAAUAAAUGGAUACUGUAAGAAAAGGAAACUCGCCGAGGCCAUGCAAUUGUUUUGUGAAAUUUCUCAAAAGGGAUCAAAACCUGAUAUUGUUACCUACAAUACUAUCUUGCAAGGUCUUUUUGAAGUUGGAAGAACAGACGAUGCAAAAAAGUUCUUUGGUGAGAUGUUAUCUUCGGGGACCGUACCUGACUUAUGCACUCAUCACACUUUGCUUGAUGGUUAUUUUAAGUACGGACUUGUUGAAGAAGCUAUGUCACUCUUUAAUAAGUUGGUUGGAAAGAAAGAAAAUAUUGAUAUUAUAUCUUACAAUAUUAUCAUUAAUGGAUUGUGUAAAAAUGGUGAACUCGAUAAAGCUCAUGCUAUUUUUGAGAAGAUUUAUUCAAUGGGAUUGCUUCCGGAUGCGAGAACAUACAAUACAAUGAUAACUGGAUUUUGUCUAAAAGGGUUGUUAGAUGAAGCUAAAGAUAUGCUUAGAAAAAUGGAGGACAACGGUUGUUUUCCCGACAAUGUCACAUACAAUGUUGUUGUGCAAGGAUUUCUCAGGUGCAACAAAAUUAGUGAAAUGACAUCUUUCAUGAAGGAAAUAGCGGGAAGGGGCUUCUCAUUUGAUGCAACUACAACUAGUUUUUUGAUAAAUGUUAUAAGAGAUAAUCCUUCCGUCCUUGAAAUCAUACCAGAACUUCAAUUAGAAAACAAGAAGUGAUCGCUUGGUUCAUUCGGUUACUCUAUGGCUGUAAUAUAAUUUCCUUUUAUCCCUACAAAAGAAAUAGCAACCAAUGCAAUUGCAGAAGCUGAUGGCAAUUAGAAUGUUGCUCGAGUUUUUUAGGCAGACCUAUUGAGGAGGCAAAGUGCAAGGAGAAGUUCAAGCAAUUAUUUUUCAUGGAAAUGUACUCAAGAAUGUUGUUCUAUGACUAUGGUGUUCAUAGGCAAAGUGCAAGGAGAAAUUCAAGCAAUCAUUUUUCAUGGAAAUGUACUCAAGAAUGUUGUUCUAUGACCUGUCCACUUAGUGAAUCCACUAAUGCAGCCACUUAUGUUUUUAUGCCAUGAAUCGACCUCAGCUGCUCGUAUGGAAGAACAUGGUUUUGAAAGCACUACAGUAUCUGACAUUUUGAGAGACAAGGGUAAAGGCGUUAAUGGUUCAUUUACAAUGAUGUUAAGUUUGUUUGUGUGGGUUGUAGAACAAGCUCAUCACGGUCGCACCAGAAACUGAAGUACGAAAGUGAUGCAAUUGGUGACAGGUGUUAGUUUUUUCUUCAUUUCUCAAACCUCUAGCCUUUUUUUUAGUGAAGCUAAGCUUAAAUACUUUGCUACAUAGUCUAUCAGCCUCCUGUACAUUUUGCGGUCUUACACCUAAAAACGAAAUACAUUUAUAUUUUAAAUUACAAAUAUUCUCCUUUUCACCUUUCCUUCCAGAUCAUAACAACUUUGCUGAUACUGUGUUCUGGACCUAUUUGAUAUCGUACCUUUUCCAACUCACCAAUAGUUUUUUCAGAGUUCUCAACAUGCACCAUUUUCGUUUCAACUAAUGUCAAAAACAUGUACCAAAAAGGAGCUGCAUAUGUCAUAACCUUCUUUACAGAGGAUAUACCUGUUUCAAAUUAUCAUUCCUCUUCUUUAUAAGUUGUGUUGUGUCAAACAUGUUUCUCUUGCCAGUAGCCAUGUGAAGCAUUCAACCUUGUAAGGGGCUUUGUCUCUCCAUAUCAAUUUCCCCGGCCUUAUAUGAUGUUGCCUAAUACUUUGGGAGAAUACCUUUUAGCCUGAUUUUAUCGGGAAAACGCUGGAUUUCUAUUCGGCCUUUUCUGGUUCUGCUUUCAGCCCUUGACAUCCUUCAAUCACUUGCAAAAAUUGGCCGAUUCCUCCCUUUCACAGUCACUACACCUUCUUUCCAAAGGUUUAUGUUUUAGCCUUGUGGAGACUAAUACAUUUCUACUGUUGCAAUGCUGAAAUUCUGGGAAAUUGCUCCUUGAAUGGCCUGUUCCAUAUCCAUCCGCCUUGCCCGAAUAGGAAAUUUCUACCACCUCUCAGUUUAAUUUGAAUGUGCUUUGGGAAUUUGCUCCAUAAGUUUCUGAAGAAUUAUAUAUGGUCUUUACGUGUUUGUUUGUCCCACAUUAUACUGUAAACUGAUGCUACUGCCUUUUCUUCAUAACAUGUCUUUAGUUUUGAGUCGGUUUUUGAAUCCUCAGAACUUGACUACAUGAUUUAUAAAGAUUAUAGAAUGACAAGAUUAUUCUUCCUUUUACUGCUUGGAUGAGGGAUGACUCAUAUUUGGUGUUCUACUGCUUCUCCAAGUUUGAAUUUCAUAUGCAAAUUUUGAGUGGUUGGAUUUGAACAUGUUCUCCUCAAGAGGCGGAGCCAAGAUUUGAAAUUUAUGGGUUUUGAAUUUGUCAUCGAAUUCACUAGUUCGUCGUAGUUACUGGUUUCACACUUAAAUAUUCAUACAUAUUCAAUCAAGCACAAGUACAGGGUCUAAGCAAAUAGCUAUUGGGUUCAUCCGAACCCGUAGCUAAUACUCUCCCUCCGCCCCUAUUCUCCGGAAAACUAAUUUACCUAUUUGUUAUGUUGCAGGUUCAUAUAUUUGUUUAUUGGUAUUGGAGCAGUUCAUGUAAUAGUAUCUUGUUGUGGUUGCAUUGGAGCGGCAACAAGGAAUGGUGGUUGUAUCUGCAUGAGUGGUUUACCUUCAUGAUUAAUUAUGUAUUUGUGGAAAACCUAAAAUAUUUUUUGAAGAAAUAUAUUUCAUCAAUAUGUUGAAAUUUUGAUGUUGGAGAACUUACGUUUUCAGUCAGAAUUUGAAGCCUUACUUAUUAUAUAGCUUCUAUUUUGAAUUUACUUGGAUGAGUUUUUGACCAUUUUGGGCUUAAUCCAGACCUAUUCACUUGUGUAACAGCAACUCAGUCGUAUGCUGUUAUUUUUCAGACUUGUGAAAAAUGAGAUGAACCGAUAUGAAGUUCAUAUCUGAAGCUUUCAAUGCUUAUUCUCUUUUACGUCUUUGAGGGUGAAAAAACUCGUCAUUUGUUGAACUUAGCAUUUUUUUAGUCCUUCCAUUUUGUAUUUUUUCUACAGGAAGGGGAGUCAUUCUUCUAUUUCAAAGCCCUACUUUUUUAGUAACAGUUUUCAGUAUUUGACACUGUUUUGUCAAAAAAACAAAUCUUUAGAAAAAUUAAUAUGCAUUAUAUCCAAUGUAUCUGUUUUUCUUCCAUUUGGCCUUGUCUGGUUGAAGCAUUGCAGCCUUCAUUCAUUCCAAAAAUUGGCUCACUUCAGUCAUUACACCUUACCAAUGCUGAAAUCAGUUUGUUGCUAGAAGACGCUUUUUCCUACCAUCUCUCUGUUUAAGCUUCUGAUAUAUUUCAAACUCCUUGAGAAUAGUUAGGCAUGCUAUGUACUGUUACCAGCAAAGGUUGGUUGGUUUUCUAUUUUGUUUUGUGGGGAAAAGGCAAAAUUAUGUAUAGA